AUGGGUAUCGGUCUUGUGCCGGUGACGGUUCUCGUCGGCGAUGGACCACAAGGACCUGGCUCGAUGCAGCGUUGGAUCGCCGACGACGUUGAGAGCCCUCUGGGUGGACAUGUCUUAGUCGGUCCUGAUCCUGAUCUCGGUGGUACUGCCCACGUCUGGGCGGUCGAUAAUGGCUUGACCUUUCACACAGAUCCUAAGCUUCGAACGGUGCUGUGGGGAUGGGCUGGUCAGCCGUUGGAGCCUGUCGAGGAGAUGAUGCUCGACGAGGUCCUUACCAUUGCUGACACUGAUUUUGAGGAUCUCAUUACCCCAGAGGAGAUCGAUGCGGGCGGCCACCUGUGGGUGGUUGGAAAGGUGUGUACUGUGUCCGACGUUCUCGCGUCCCUGCUUAAUGCCCAGCUUGAUGUGGGUCUAGGAAAGCCGAUCCUGUGGCGUGAGGUCAUUGGGAAUCUAUUCGGGCUUGCCUCGGCUCUCGGCGGUGCCCGACGUCGACUAUGGGCUUGGCCAGUCGGCAUUAUCGGCAACGUCAUCCUUUUCACGGUGUUUCUCGGUGGGGUAUUUCACACUCCGCAGGACCUUAAUCUGUGGGGACAGGCUGGGCGUCAGAUCUUUUUCCUCGCGACAAGCGCCUAUGGCUGGGUGGUCUGGGCAGCGACCCGGCACAAUAAUGGCGCGUCCCAAGUGGCCGUCCACCCGCGCUGGGCCACUCGUAGAGAACGCAUUUUGGCGCUGACAGCUACUGUCAUCAUGCUUGUUGUUUUCACCUUCGCUCUCAAGGCAUUGGGGUCCUGGGGUCCGCUGUCGGAUUCGUGGAUUCUUACUGGAUCGAUCCUUGCGACCUGGGGGAUGGCGCGCGGCUGGAAUGAGUUCUGGUUUGUGUGGAUUGCGGUCGAUGUCGUUGGCGUCCCGCUACUGGCCACGGCUCAGUACUACCCGAGCGCUCUCAUCAACGGUCCGUCACGUGGGCGCAUCUGUGGCGGUGCUAGGACAAUCGGUAGCCUGGCAACUGUGAGCAAGACAUUCGAGGAACUUUUCGCCGAGCUGGCAAUAAAGUCACAGACCCGUCCUGCAGGUUCGGGAACCGUCGAGGAGCUUGACCGCGGAGUACAUGCCAUCGGUAAGAAAAUCGUGGAGGAAGCCUCCGAAGUGUGGAUGGCAGCCGAGCACGAGGGCAAUGAACGGUUGGCUGAGGAGAUCUGCCAGGAGAUUUAUCACCUGCAGGUCAUGAUGAUUAAGCAGGGCUUGUCGCUCGACGACGUCUAUAAGCAUCUGUGA
This is a messenger RNA of Cylicocyclus nassatus, 1275 nucleotides long. The record is from the annotation of a GenBank genome assembly. NCBI's taxonomy places the organism in Eukaryota, Metazoa, Nematoda, Chromadorea, Rhabditida, Strongylidae.